Gracilinanus agilis (Agile Gracile Mouse Opossum) is the source of this 3419-nucleotide messenger RNA. RefSeq names its product influenza virus NS1A binding protein (gene IVNS1ABP). Gene Ontology annotation, molecular function: protein binding. The record is from RefSeq and is a predicted model, not a curated record. NCBI's taxonomy places the organism in Eukaryota, Metazoa, Chordata, Mammalia, Didelphimorphia, Didelphidae. The coding region runs from base 342 to 2270 and encodes 642 amino acids. The transcript is spliced from 15 exons.
GUUGGGGCCGCUUCCCAUUCGCUUCCUCCUGAUCCCCCCGAAGCUCCAGCGAUGAAUUUUUUCGUCCUUUCUCUGAGGAAUCAGAUUAUGAUGCAUGAUUAUCACAGAAGAAAUUCAUGUCUAUAGCUUUUAAGGACUUGAUUACAUCAUUUUCAAGCCUGAUAGUUUUGAAAUCACCAUUGCAGCUUUAAACACAUCUGCCUUCAUUCAGCCCCCCUCUUCAUACAAAGAAGAUACAAAAACGUGUGCAGCAUUUUCACACUCCAGUUCCCUUGGAUUAUUUACAAAUUUCUUGGCAUAAAAUCUCACAAAUAUAUCAGGAGCCAACCCUGCAUUUAAAAAUGAUUCCCAAUGGAUAUUUGAUGUUUGAAGAUGAAAAUUUCAUUGAGUCUUCAGUUGCCAAAUUAAAUGCUUUGAGAAAAAGUGGCCAAUUCUGUGAUGUUCGACUUCAGGUCUGUGGGCAUGAAAUGUUGGCUCACAGAGCAGUGCUGGCUUGCUGCAGUCCCUACUUAUUUGAAAUCUUCAAUAGUGACAGCGAUCCACAUGGAGUUUCUCAUGUUAAAUUUGAUGAUCUCAAUCCAGAAGCAGUUGAAGUCUUGUUGAAUUAUGCCUACACUGCUCAAUUGAAAGCUGAUAAGGAGUUAGUAAAAGAUGUUUAUUCCGCAGCUAAGAAGCUAAAGAUGGACAGAGUGAAGCAGGUUUGUGGUGACUAUUUACUAUCCAGGAUGGAUGUUUCAAGCUGCAUCUCUUACCGGAAUUUUGCAAGUUGCAUGGGAGACUCACGUCUGUUGAACAAGGUUGAUGUUUACAUCCAGGAACACCUGUUACAAAUUUCAGAAGAAGAGGAAUUUCUCAAACUUCCACGGCUAAAGUUGGAGGUCAUGCUUGAAGACAAUGUCUGCCUACCUAGCAAUGGCAAAUUAUAUACAAAGGUAAUCAACUGGGUGCAGCGUAGCAUCUGGGAGAAUGGAGACAGUCUGGAAGAGCUGAUGGAAGAGGUUCAAACGUUGUACUACUCAGCUGAUCACAAGCUGCUUGAUGGGAAUCUACUAGAAGGACAGGCUGAGGUGUUUGGCAGUGAUGAUGACCACAUUCAGUUUGUGCAGAAAAAGCCACCACGUGAGAAUGGCCACAAGCAGAUAAGUAGCAGUUCAGCUGGAGGUGUCUCUUCUCCAAAUGCCACAGUACAAAGUCCUAAGCAUGAAUGGAAAAUUGUUGCUUCAGAAAAGACUUCAAAUAAUACUUAUUUGUGUCUUGCUGUGCUGGAUGGUGUAUUCUGUGUAAUUUUCCUUCAUGGACGCAACAGUCCACAGAGUUCACCAACGAGUACUCCACGACUGAUUAAAAGCUUAAGUUUUGAAUUGCAACCAGAUGGCCCAGUAGAAAAGCCCAUGUCUCCCAUGCACUAUGCUCGGUCUGGUCUAGGAACAGCUGAACUGAAUGGCAAACUGAUAGCUGCAGGUGGCUACAAUAGAGAGGAAUGUCUUCGCACAGUUGAAUGCUACGAUCCACAUACAGAUCAUUGGUCCUUCCUGGCUCCCAUGAGAACCCCAAGAGCUCGGUUUCAAAUGGCAGUAUUAAUGGGCCAGCUCUAUGUAGUAGGUGGUUCAAAUGGCCAUUCUGAUGACUUGAGUUGUGGAGAGAUGUAUGAUCCAAAUAUAGAUGACUGGACUCAAGUUCCUGAAUUGAGAACCAACCGUUGUAAUGCAGGUGUUUGUGCUUUGAAUGGAAAACUAUACAUUCUCGGUGGCUCUGAUCCAUAUGGUCAAAAAGGACUGAAAAAUUGUGAUGUGUUUGAUCCUGUAACAAAGUCAUGGACCAGCUGUGCUCCCCUUAACAUUCGUAGACACCAAUCAGCAGUAUGUGAGCUUAGUGGUUAUUUAUACAUAAUUGGAGGAGCUGAAUCUUGGAAUUGCUUAAACACAGUAGAACGCUACAAUCCAGAAAAUAACACCUGGACACUGAUUGCACCUAUGAAUGUGGCUAGACGUGGAGCUGGAGUAGCUGUUCAUGAUGGAAAACUAUUUGUUGGUGGAGGUUUUGAUGGUUCUCAUGCUAUCAGUUGCGUAGAGAUGUAUGAUCCAGCUAGAAAUGAAUGGAAGAUGAUGGGAAACAUGACUUCACCAAGGAGCAACGCUGGCAUUGUGGCCGUGGGGAACACCAUUUAUGCAGUGGGAGGAUUUGAUGGCAAUGAAUUCCUGAAUACAGUGGAAGUCUAUAAUCCCGAGUCAAAUGAAUGGAGCCCCUAUACAAGAAUUUUCCAAUUUUAACAAAUUUAAGGCCCUUUCCAAACUAACAGGCUUAGUGAUGUAAUUGUGUUUAGUAGAGGUACAGUUGUGAAUAGGGUGGGGGGAGGGGGGUAUAUAGACGUUGCUAACAGCAACACAAAGCUUUUGCAUAUUGCAUACUAUAAUACGUGCUGUACAUAAUUUUUUGUGUUUAUUUGAAAAGAAUGCCAAGAUGAAGGUCUGUUUUGUGUAUUUUUAGAAUUUUUUUUUGGUUAUUUUAUCUUUUGGAAGUUGAUAUUGUAAAAAAAAUAAUAAACUAAGAAUUGAUUCGGCAUAUUAUUUCAAGAGUUUCCCUCUCCUCCACAUUUGUUUUGCCAAUUUGCACAUGAAAUGACUUUCUCCUUUGAAUGUGUUUUAUGGGGCAAGAAGGGGGUAAGGUAUUGGAUGUCAGCAAUUAUUUUUUUCAGGCCCCUUUUCAGUAACUGGAAUAAUCUUAAGAAAAAGCCUUUAUUUAAAUAUAUUACAAUGGCUAUUUUUUUUUAGUAAGAAAGCUGACAUGCCUACCAAGAAUUAAUCUUUUAUGAUUGCCUUUUAUAAAACUUUUUAUAUACUCAGCAGAGUGCUUUUAUCUGUUGAUGUGAAAAGUGGCAGAUUCAAAUUAUUGAAGCAGAGGGAGAGUCUUAGAACGUGCUGAGAAGGGAGGCUUCCCUUCAGCUACUAGAAUGCCAACUUCUAAGCUUUGGCCUCAGCUGCAAUACUGUUUUUUGUAUACAACACUUUCAUUAUUUGAAUAGGAUUCUGAACAGUAACAUAGCUGUGAUUACAAUAGAGGAAAAUAAUUCUGGCUUUAAGUAUUUUGACUUGGGUUGAGAAGGGUAUUUGAGAAGGUUUUGAACAAGACUCAUUUAAGUUAAGUGAAAGAUAGUUCAUCUUGAACAGAACAAUCCAAAAUGACAGCCCUUGUUCACGAAAUAUUUAAUGCACUCUACUAGGUUUUUUUUUAAAACAACCUCAAGCAGAAGUAUGUUUUUUUGUUCUUAUGGAUAAACUUGGGAUACUUGGUGUCUAAUGUGUAGUGCUGCACAUCUAACUUAUAGUGCCAAAAUGGGCACUUUCUAAUGCUUACUGCUGAUGCAAACACAUUAAAGGUACCUUGCAGGAAAUCCUUGUACCAUGGGAUUAAUAUCGGAA